GCAGAAUGAUUCUUUAGUAUUUUUUUAGAUUGUAUGAUGCUGAGUGAACGGUAAAGGGUGAUUUGGAGGUGGGAAUGACAAAAGUCACUUCCCUGCAGACCUCCGUGCUAGGGGAAAUGGGCUGGCGGAGAGUCAGGUUGCUCCUUCUUGGAGGAGAGGGCACACAGCUCGGGCCUGCAGUUUUGGUCCCUUGGGUCCUCUGGCCAGAUAGUCCACUCAGCUCCAUCUACUGCGCUGCUGCAGUGUGAUGUCCCUCACCCCACCCUGUUAACACACCACUCGUAGCUAUGCCUCUUACGUGAAUCUUUCUUUUCCAUGGUUCUCGGCGAACGCCCCGCCUCCUACGCUCCCCUCCCAACCCCGCCUCCAGCGCCUUAUAACCUGGGUGCCCAGAGCCGCGCUCAGCCUAGUCUUCUGCUCGGUAGCCUAGCUGUCACCUGCAUGAUGAGCUUCAGCUCGGACCAUUAUCUUUGCUCCUCCUCCUACAGGAAAGUGUUUGGGGAUGGCUCACGCCUCUCAUCGCGCUUCGGGGGCAGCGGCUCCGGGGGCUUCAGAUCUCAGUCUCUGUCUCGCUGCAAUGUUACCUCGUCGGGUGCCUGUUCCGCCUCCUCUUCUUUGGGGCUGGGGCUGAGCUACCGCCGGACGGGGCCAGAAAACCUGGACCUGAGCCAGGCAGCAGCGCGCAACAAUGAAUACAAGAUCAUCCGCACCAACGAGAAAGAGCAGCUUCAGGGUCUCAACGACCGCUUUGCAGUGUUCAUCGAAAAGGUACAUCAGCUGGAGACCCAGAAUCGUGCUCUUGAGGCCGAAUUGGCGGCGCUGCGGCAGCGCCACGCUGAGCCUUCGCGCGUUGGCGAGCUGUUUCAGCGUGAGCUGAGGGAGCUCCGGGCGCAGCUGGAGGAGGCUAGUUCCGCGCGGACUCAGGCGCUGCUGGAGCGCGACGGACUGGCGGAAGAGGUGCAGAGGUUGCGGGCACGAUGCGAGGAGGAGAGCCGCGGGAGAGAGGGUGCAGAGCGCGCCCUGAAAGCGCAGCAGCGAGAUGUGGAUGGCGCCACCCUGGCACGACUGGACCUUGAAAAGAAGGUGGAGGCGCUAUUAGACGAGUUGGCUUUCCUACGGCAAGUGCACGAGGAGGAAGUGUCUGAGCUGCUGGCGACGCUGCAGGCAUCGUCCCAGGCCUCGGCCGAGGUGGACAUGACGGUGGCCAAGCCAGAUCUGACCUCGGCUCUGCGGGAGAUCCGUGCCCAGUACGAGUCUCUGGCAGCCAAGAACCUGCAAUCCGCUGAGGAGUGGUACAAGUCUAAAUUUGCCAACUUGAACGAGCAAGCGGCACGUAGCACCGAAGCCAUUAGAGCCAGCCGCGAGGAAAUCCACGAAUAUCGUCGCCAGCUGCAGGCACGCACCAUAGAGAUCGAAGGGCUCCGGGGAGCCAAUGAGUCCCUGGAAAGGCAGAUUCUGGAGAUGGAGGAAAGGCACAGUGCUGAGGUGGCUGGCUUUCAGGAUAGCAUUGGACAACUAGAGAAUGACCUGAGAAACACAAAGAGUGAGAUGGCUCGCCACCUGCGGGAGUACCAGGAUCUGCUUAAUGUCAAAAUGGCUCUAGACAUUGAAAUUGCAGCUUACAGGAAGCUGCUAGAAGGUGAAGAGACACGAUUCAGCACCAGUGGAAUGACCAUUUCAGGGCUGAAUCCACCUCCCAAUCCUGGUUAUGUGGUACCAUCCAGAAUGUUUAGUUCGACUGCCUCAAAAGCUUCACCCCCUGUUUUGUCUUUUAAGAAAGAGGAGAAGGAGGAAGCUUCUAAAGUGGCCUCCAAGAAGGCUUCUCAGAUAGGAGAGAGCUUUGCAGAAAUAAUGGAGGAAACUAUAAUAUCUACUAAGAAAACCGAAAAAUCAAACCUAGAAGAAGUUACCAUUUCAAGCCAAAAGAUAUAGUCUUAAUGCUUAAAAAAAACCCUAAACAAUAAGAAACUAACAUUUAAGAGGGAAUAAUAUGCAUUUGACCUUUUAAAUAGCUUUUUUCCCCCCUGAACCAAACACCUAUAACGCAGUAUAAAAUAUUUCCAGGCUUUAGUCUCAUUUUCAACACAGAAUUUUUUCUCAAGCAAGAAAAACUCACUUAGAAGCAGCCUGACCUGCUAGGAGCCAACUAAGGUUCUGGAGAAAUCACAGAGAAGUUACCCAAUAAUAUGCCUUUCUCAUUCAGGCAGACAGAUGAUUCUGGGCCAGAAAAGGUGCCAACUGAGGUGCUAAAUCUUCUGUGAUCAUUGUCAUUUGCUAUGAGCUAAAAAUAAACCCUACAUACACUCACCAGCCUCAGCCCACACCCAGUUCACUCAUACUCCUUAGAUACAUAAAAAAUCACUGCCAAAGAUGAAUCAACUUGCUCACAUCCUAUAAGUAACUGCUGCUAGAGCUGUUUGACACAGUGUGAACGUUGGCUUCUCAGGCACUGCUAUAUCUCAUCUUCAUUCAGAAAAAAAGGCCAAUUAAUAUUCUUCCCUUUUAAACAAUUUCAGGUUUUUGAAAAAAGAAAGAGUUUUCCCCUACAGCCUGCUAUAUGCCCAGUGGAUAACUAGAUGCAUGGUGGUCAUUUCUGUGAUUUGUGUAAUAACCUUUCAUGACCAUUUCACAUCAUCUGACAUCUUGUAGUUUAAAAAAAGAACCCUGGCAAUGAAUGAUACAUUUUGAUAGUUCCCUUCCUCUUGAAUAGAAAAUGCUAAUACUCCCUAGAUUGUUUAGUUCAUAACUCAAGUCCAUUUAGCCCCAAAUUCACUCUGUUAGGAGUGUAGCCUUUUUGCCUCAACUUUAGAAGCACAUUAGUAAUAAUUCUAAACUGUGGGCAGCCUGAUAGAUUUAGUAUAAAUUAGAAGAGACAUAUUUCUCAGAAUGAAACAGCAAAAGACUCCAUUCAUCUGUGAUUAUUCAUUUGUGGUGAUGUAGCAUUAGUCUCAUGAGAAGACAUGUCCCCUAGAUAAAGUCACAUAUAUAUCUUUCCUUCCUUUGAACUUGGGUUCUAGGGAAGCCUUGUCUAUACUCCCUUAUAACCCAAGUCUUGCUGCAUAUUUUAAUGGGCCUCACUAUGACACAAAGUAUGGUUGAAUAAACAACACAAAUAAUCCCUUUUCAGUCAAUCAAAACCACCAGCAGAUAGAAAAUAAUGGGGGGAAAUGGAAUUUUAAAUCAUCUCCACUAACAAAUUGUCUUGACCUUGAAUGCAAGGUUGAAGAUGAAGUGAGUCCUAGAUGGCCAACCCAUGAAGUCAACCCAGAGGAGCAGCUUCUGCAUCUCACAGCCUUAUUUGUGCCAACUGAUGCCUGCCACAUACAAUGUAGGAAAAUAAAACCCUAAUUGCUUAUGAUCACUUUCAUCACAGCUGAAGAGUUUUGCUUGUCUCUUUUUACACAUUUUCACUCUAGGACUCUGUGGUGAUAACGUAGUUAUAGUUUUGCCAAAUUUUCCUGUCCUAUUGGAUCCCAACCAAUUUAACAGUCUAGAAUAGUCAUUUUCCUUCUCCCUCAACUUUUCUUCCUUCUCCCUUCUGCUGUAAGACAUAAGUUAGUAAAAAUAAUAAUUAAAAAACACACCUGAACUUCACCCUCAUAGUCUGUGUUAUUUUAUGGUGUGCUAUUUGGCUGAGGGGAAGGUUAUUUUGGUCUGGUGAGACCACACCAUUUUGAUUGUCUUCUUGUAAUACAAACAUGGUUCAUAUCACAAAGUACUCAGGAACUGGACUUUGGUCUAUAUGUACACAUUUUGCUUCUCUCUACAAAAGCCCUGAGACAUUAUUAAUAGCUUCAUUAAUAUUAAUAUGUGCAUUAGAAAUAAUUGAACUCAUUCAUCUUUAUUCCCCUAAACCCACUAUAUUUCUGUAUUUCUGUUCAGGGCACCAUCAACCUCCUAGUCACCAGGUUUACAACCAUGAAGCUUUCUCUACUCUUUCCUCCCCAUCCCCCUCCAUAUAUUACAUUUGCUGAAUCUUGUCCAUCCUAACCUCCUGAUAUUUCUUGUACCACCCUAGCUCAGGCCCUGAUCAACUCUACCUGGAUCAUCACAAUAGCCUCCUAACUGAACUUCAGGAUUCCAGUCUCUCCCCUCAACAACCCAUUCUCUGUAGAUAUGCCAAAAUAAUUUUGUUCUGAACUGUUAAUGGUUUCCUCUUGCCUCACCUUAGAAUGUAAAGUCCUUUGCAAUGUGGCUCCAAACUCCCUUUUUGGUCUUAUUGUGUAUAUUACUUCUUUUCAUACACUCUCCAUUCCAGUCAAAUUGGCCCAUUUACUGUCCCCUGAACUCACCACCACAUGUCUUGUCUCUGUGCUUGCCUGGAAUGUAUUCCCUUCUUCCCUUUGCUUCUUAAAAUCCUUAACUUCCUUCAAAACUCAGCUCAGGUCCCAUCUCCCAUAGGAACACUUUCCUGAUCUCCUUAGACAUUACUACUCCCUUUCCCUCUCAAAGUGUCAUUUCUAUAUCCUUAUAUGUUUGCAUGUUGUUUCCCCUCUCCCAGUAGAAUGUAAGCUCCUUGAGGGCAGGGACUAUUUAAAAACUUUGUAUUUGUAUCUCCAGAACUAGCCCAAUGCUUUGCAUGUAGUAGCUACUUAAUAAAUGAUUAUUAGACUA
Monodelphis domestica (gray short-tailed opossum) is the source of this 4614-nucleotide messenger RNA. RefSeq names its product internexin neuronal intermediate filament protein alpha (gene INA). Gene Ontology annotation, molecular function: structural constituent of postsynaptic intermediate filament cytoskeleton. NCBI's taxonomy places the organism in Eukaryota, Metazoa, Chordata, Mammalia, Didelphimorphia, Didelphidae. Gene Ontology annotation, biological process: intermediate filament organization. The record is from RefSeq and is a predicted model, not a curated record. Gene Ontology annotation, cellular component: intermediate filament; postsynaptic intermediate filament cytoskeleton; cytoplasm.